This is a messenger RNA of Pelodiscus sinensis (Chinese soft-shelled turtle), 1199 nucleotides long. It is a transcript of the gene SYF2, whose product is annotated as SYF2 pre-mRNA splicing factor. The record is from RefSeq and is a predicted model, not a curated record. Lineage: Eukaryota; Metazoa; Chordata; Testudines; Trionychidae. Gene Ontology annotation, cellular component: post-mRNA release spliceosomal complex; catalytic step 2 spliceosome; Prp19 complex.
AGGAUGGCGGCGGAGGGAGCUUGGGUUGCCAAGGCCGGAGGAUGGCGGCGGAGGGAGCCCCCCCGGGCGGGGUGAGCGGUCGGGGUCCAGCCCCCAACGCAGCGUUUCCCUUCGGCUCCCCCGCGAGCUCGGACGAGGAGCCGGCCCCCACGGCCGCCGAGGAGCGGGCCGCCCAGAAGAGGGAGGAGCGGCUGCGGAAGUUCAGAGAGCUCCACAUGAAGCGGAAUGAAGCUCGCAAGCUAAAUCACCAGGAAGUUGUAGAAGAAGAUAAAAGGCUUAAGUUGCCAGCAAACUGGGAAGCAAAAAAGGCGCGACUAGAAUGGGAACUGAAAGUUGAGGAAAAGAAGAAGGAAUGUGCUGCUACAGGAGAAGAUUAUGAGAGGGUGAAGUUGUUAGAAAUCAGUGCUGAGGAUGCAGAAAGAUGGGAAAGAAAAAAGAAGAGAAAAAAUCCAGACAUAGGAUUUUCAGAUUUUGCAGCUGCUCAGUUGCGCCAAUAUCAUAGGUUAACCAAGCAGAUCAAGCCUGACAUGGAAAAAUAUGAAAAGCUAAAAGAAGAAAAUGGAGAAGAACUGUAUCCAACAGCAAACAGUCUUCUUCAUGGAACUCAUGUACCAUGUAAAGAAGGAGUUGAUAGAAUGGUUACAGAUCUUGAAAAACAAAUUGAAAAACGUGAGAAAUACAGUCGGCGACGUGCUUAUAAUGAUGAUGCAGAUAUUGAUUACAUUAAUGAGAGAAAUGCCAAGUUCAAUAAGAAGGCAGAAAGAUUCUAUGGGAAAUAUACAGCAGAAAUUAAACAGAACUUGGAGAGAGGAACAGCUGUCUAAACUUUCGGAUCUCAAGAGGCACUAUUCUACAAAGCAGAUUGUUCAACAUAAGCUAGGCAUACUGUGCUGAAAAGCUUAAAAACUGUAUCAACAUACUAAUAAUGCAAAUAUAAAACUUGCGAUAGUCAUAAUAUUCAAAUAACUAGUAAAACUUUUUAAUCCAAUGGUGUGCCUUGUAUACAUGCUUGAAUGAUGGUGGGUGUCAUAGUUGUACAUAGCUUUCCCUUCCAAAGGGGGCUAGUGUUGUCAAUUUAGCAAACUUCAAAAUGACUGUUACUCAGAUCAAAACCUGAAGUUUUAUAAAUGUAGUUUUUGUUCGAAUCAGAUUUUGUGAAGUGGUUUUGACCAUUUAAAAUAGAUGUUAACUAAACAGAA